Schistocerca piceifrons (Central American locust) is the source of this 7294-nucleotide messenger RNA. Its product is annotated as constitutive coactivator of peroxisome proliferator-activated receptor gamma-like. The coding region runs from base 317 to 2455 and encodes 712 amino acids. The record is from RefSeq and is a predicted model, not a curated record. The transcript is spliced from 15 exons. Gene Ontology annotation, cellular component: nucleus. Lineage: Eukaryota; Metazoa; Arthropoda; Insecta; Orthoptera; Acrididae.
CAACACCACCUACAAAUAAGCACGUUGGUGGCGUCGGUUUGACAGGUGGUUUGUAUGUAUAAACAAUCUUUGAAAAUCAAUAGUGUUUGUUGUAUCGAGUGGGCGGUAAGCUAUCAGUGCAACUUUCAAAGAUGAGCAAAUUCUUCACAAAAGCUGGGUGAUUGAGAUGUUCUACAGUAUUAGUCCCAGAUGUGUCAUAAUUCUUAAACAAGUAAUUGUCACUUGUUGCUGAAUAUACCAGACGGGGGAGCUAUUGUAACAUUUUGCAGAGUACUUCAGAAGAAUGGAAACGAUGUUCGGAGGAAUUUGAUAAAACAUGGAAUUCCCCCAUUGCCUGGCUGCUGUGGACGGUACCACCUAUGGAUGCCCUGUCUACAAGUUUAAAAAGUUGCCUGUGAGCGUCUGUGUACGGAUUUCGUUCUGUUCUUUAGAAAAAGAAGUUGGUUACCCAACAUUUAGUGAAGGCAUUGAAAUGGGAGUUCAUGGCCUACGGACAUUUGUGGAAAGGCACUGUUCUGAUGUCUGCCGCUGGGUAGACAUGUCAACUUUAGCUGUCCUUUACAGAAUUGAGAAUGGCAGAAAACCAGUGAUUGUUGUUGAUGGACCAUCAUGUCUUAAAACAAUAUAUGGUCAGCUAAACUGGACAUGUGGUGGACAGUACAAAGAAUUUAGGGAGGAAUGCAUUCAAUUUGUGAAGUCAUUUGAAGACCAAGAUAUAAAAUUAGUUUUCUUCUUUGAUGGUCCAGCACUAAAUGCAAAAAGAGAAACUUUGAGUGAACGAAGAAGAAAAGAUAAGGAGGCAGAUAGAAAGUUCUUUUACUGGUUGGAUAAUAAUCAUGCACAGGUUGAUCAGUUUCCCAACUGGAUGAAGCAGCCUAUAGGCCUUCAUUAUUAUGCCAGAUAUAUUUUUCAACACUUUUGUGGCUGUGAGGUUUAUGCAUCUGUUAAUGAAUGUGAUGAGGAAAUUGUCGACUAUGCCCGCAGACAUUCUUGUUUUGGCAUUCUUGCUCGAGACACUGACUUCAUGAUACAUGCUGGAAUACACUACUAUUUUGCAGUGGACAGGAUCAAAUUUCCUACACUUUUUACAAUACGUUAUGAUAGCAAGAAACUAGCACACAGGUUAAGACUGUCCGAGGAGCAUCUCCCACUUCUUGCUUCACUUAUGGGAAAUGACAUAGUCCCAUUCAGAAAACUAAGGGAGUUUCAUGAAAGCAUUAGCAGCCGAGGGAUGUACUGGUACAAGGACAUCGCACACAACAUUGCCAACUAUAUAAGGAAUAUUCCAAUGGGAGACACCAUUUACAUUUUGCUCCGACUGAUAUGCUCUGAACUUUUACAUGAUCCAAGUAUGAGUGAUGUUUUGGCUGAAAGUAUUUGGAGCUACCUGCCACACCCAGACAUACCAAUUACAGGUAACACUGGCAGCGACUGGGAACGAAUACUUUUAACAGCUGCUGAGAAACACAGAAAAAAUGAAAUCCCAGGGAUAAUUUUCCGUGUGCUCAACGAAGUUCCACGUGACUGUGGUGCUAGGAUGGAAGAUUUUGCAGACACUGUUUUCCCGCCAGCAUCUAUUGUUCUGCAGAAAACAAAAGAGAGACUUAAAACUGUGUUGCUGCUUGAGUUUCCUCGAACUCAGACUUCAAAUGAGGUGCCUGUCAAUGGCAAAGACAAUAGGAACGGUAGACAUCAUGUUACAGUUGAGAGAUUUCAUCCAUUCUAUAAAGGAUAUCGUCUGGAGCCCUGGAGGCAAUCCUUCGGCUGUCAGAGAAGGACCACAAAAUUACCCUACAGCUCAGAGCUGGUUCGAGAUCAGUCUACCUCGCGAGGGACAUACCAUUCUGCGGACAACGCUCGGACGCGGCCAAGAAUGGUCCGGAAACAAGUGAGACAUCCUGGUCUCAAUGUACUUUGGGACUCAAAGACCAGUGAUGAUGAUACCGUGAAGGAGAGAUGGGGUCUAAUUGCUUGGGUAUUGUCUAAUUAUAUGCAACCUGAAAAACUAAAGAUUAUGCCAAAUCAUCUCAUUAUUCCAGCUGCAACGCUGUUUUACCUCAUACAUGAAGUUGACGAGGUAUUCAUUACGGAAACUGAAGUUGAUUUGUUCAUUAUCGUGGCUAUAACUAUUAAUGAACAUGACUAUGAAUACCUAAAAGGCAUACAUAUCUCAAAGCCUAAUGCUCGAGGGUAUCGUUUGACAAAUAUUUAUCUUAAAACUGCAAUGCAUGUUUUCAAUACCAUUGGAGCAUGUGGCUUUCCAGUACCACCUCAAGAGUGUUUGCCAGAUACCUAUUUCGAUGGAAAAUAUUUUCAAGAUUUGUGGAAGAAGAUGUCCUUAGGGUUUGAUAUAAAAUCACUCAUCAAUUACCGGGAUGAUUACAAAGCACAGUACUUGCAAGUCAAAGAGUUUCUCACAAAGCAAAAUGCAAGUCUUGAAAUGUCUACUUUCUAAAAAAAGAAAUGUGUAUAUUACUGUAAUUGUGAGAAAAAUAAGGAAGAUGUUCUUGAAUACAAAUAAGAAGUGAAACAUGCAGUGGAUGUAAUUUAUGUUAUGUACCAGAAUCUUAGCAUAUGUAUUGGGCUGUUAUAUGUUGCAUAAAUGCUCUAUGGGGCAGCACUACCAUUUAGUUGGACUGUACUAACACUAUUUGUGUUGAUCACAGAAUUUUCAUGAUUUUUAUUACACGCUACACAGAUAACACACUGUGGUCAGGGCAUAUAGUGUUGUUAUAGUACUGGGCUGUGUUAGCAAUAGAUUUGUUGACUUAUAUUGAAUCAUUUACAUUUUCAUUCAUCUAUUCAGUUUUGUAAAGUGAUAAAAUAUUUCCUAAUUCAUUUCAUUAUUUAUAUUUUUGUAUUUAUUUUGCUAACUUUUAUAUCUGUCACCUGAUCUAAGUGUUUAAGGCCCAGACUUCAAAUUCAGUAUUUGGAGGUUCAGACGUCAGUGAAUCCUUUUUCUGACACUUAUCACACCUCAGGCAUUGCAUUUUUAUAUGUGAAAAAUAUUAAUGUCCGCCUCACUUUCUCCUUCUACCAGAUAAUAUUAUUUUACCUGACAUUCGUUACAUGUAGUGAAAUCCAUUGUCAGUGACUAAUUUCUUCAACCAGCCUUUUUACACUUUCUUCAAAAAUAUGUGCAUGUAUCUGAUGUAGAAUAUAUUUUCAUUGUGUUUCAUCAUGUUUCACACUUGCUCCUAAACUGUGAGUGAAAAUACCUAUAUCAUAUCAUUUCUCAGGAAGAAACUGUUUUCAGCAGUACAAUUUCAAUCAUGUAAAAAUGGGCCAGUGUAUAUUUAACCUACAUGUGAUCAACUUUUGAAAUAUAAUCUGAUAUUAAUAUUUGACCUGUUGUGUUACAUAGAAUAUUGUUUGGAUUAUGUAUCAUGUUUUACACAUAGGUAGACCAAUAGACUUCAGGCCCAUAAUGGAAUAUGGUAUCUUUAAAAUAUGAAACUUGUUAACAUUUGUGUUAUGUUAACUAUUAUUUAACUGCAACAAUGUACCUUAUUUUGAACAAAUCAGUACGUUAUAAUGAUGUAACUAAUUGUGUUAGAAGGCUUAAUUUUUUUCUCACCCUUGCAUCAGUACUAGCCAUGUAGCAACACUUUCUGUGUUAAAUAACAUCUUACAACACACUUGAAGUUUUAAAAAUAAUGGUACUGUGACAUCUUAUUGGAGAAAAAAACUUUUUACAAGUUGCAGAUAUUAUAAUUUUAUGGUUAUUUUAAGACUUCCUACCUCUCCAAACUGUAAAAAAAUGUUGCAGCAUUGCUUUCUGCAACAAAUCAUAAAUGCCCAGAUCGCAUAAUAAUUGAAGGGUCAUUCCAUGUCACACUGCCAAAUUUCAGAACAUUUUCUUGCUUAACCAUCAAAGAUUUGGAUGAAAUUUGAUGUAGAUAUUCAUGUAAGUCUCCGAUGAACAUUUAACAGUAAUCAAAGCAGUACUGGCUAAGAUGUAAUCACAUGUUUGACUCCAUGCAUGACUUUGAGCAGGGUGACCAUGAAUUUCUGGUGAAUUUUAAUUUGGCCAAGUUGUACAACUGUAAACGUUAAUAAUGAAAAGAAUUUUACAAGCCAUAUUUAGCCAGAAAAUUGUAGUCAAAAUGGCCCAAAAAAAUCGGCACUUGAAGAAAUUUCAAAUGUGUAUCGUAAAAUUCUUUUCAUUAUUAUUCUAAAAUAAGCACUUAGUUGUACAAGCUGGCCGAAUUCAUUUCAUCCAACAAAUUAUUGCCUGAGAUAUAACAGCUCAAAGUCGAUAGAAGUUCACACUCGCUCUGCUCAAAGUCGUGCAUGGAGUUAAGCAAGUGACUAUGUCCUGUCCAGUAUUGCUUUGAUGAAUGUUAAACUUUACCAAUGUAUAUCAGGGAUAUGUGAGAAUGUUCACAUAAUUUUGUUUUUCAAAAUCAGUGAUGGUCAAGCAGGAAGACCUAAGUUAGUUGACAUGGAAUGUCCCAGGUAAAACUACAUCAUUCCAGAGACAUUUCAAGUCUUAAACAUCUAAUAUGGCCAUUGCUUCAGUCUGCAUAUAUGCAUAGUAGAUUUUUAGGACUUGAAAAGUUCUCUGGAACUGUACAGUUUCAUUUGAUUGAAGCACCUAUGUCUGAGUUUAGGCAGGAUCCUCUUGUUUUAUUCAAUGCUGAGGAUGGAGAGCCUCUACAAUGCUGCUUGACUGUGGGAGGAGUACCAGCAGGGCUGAGGUAUGAGUAGGACUUUGGCUUGAGGAGGGAGGUAGUCUGUGCGGUUGUGCAAAGCCACUGUGCCAGGGUGACAUAGUGAUUUGCACAUCUGCCUAGAGAACAGAAGACCCUAGUCAAAUGUGCACAAGUAAGUGGACGGCCAUUAACUGACAAGGGUUCCCUGCCAAAGGCAGUAGUCAGUUAAUAUGAUUUUUAUGUGAUCUGGGCUAAAAGUAAUGACUACAAGCAUUAGUGCAGAACAUAGGUACAGUAGAUAACACCUUUUACAUGGUCACUUAAACAGUGAUUCUUCAUGGCUUAGUAAGUGUCAUCAUUCACCAUUUUCUAUAGUGUGUGGUAAAAGAAAUGACAAAUCUUGGUGUUUUAUAAAUGUCAGUCCAUGACUAAUCUUACCAAUUACAGUAUUAUGUCUAGGAUCUGAAUAACAGAUCCUUGAAAAGCUUUAACUUGUAUUAUAUCAUAUCAUAAUCAUGGACAGAUUAUGGUUGUGUAUUUAAAACAAUUAAUUGCAAUGCAAAUAUAUGUGCCAAUUGGAAACAAGUAAUUAAGACAGCCAUGCAUGAAAUUGUUGUAUCAAAUAUCUGUACCUUAAUGUUUAUUAAAAUACAUCAUAUACCUUGUAUGUAUGUAGUAAUUGAUGUUUUGAUGUUGUAGUGUGCCAGCACAUGUAGUAUGACUAAAUCAAGUAAAUUUUAGUGUCUUGAUGUUAUUUUAUGGAUAUAUUUAUUUCUUACAUGUCGGUGUAGAUAUAGAUGUAGACUGCUGAAUAUUAUUUAAAUUCACUCUCAGUCAAGCCUGCAGUAUUCUUGUGCAACACUGUUUAUCACUCUAUACUUUAAUGUUCAGAUUAUGUUGGUAAAGGUAACAGCGAUUUACCAUGGGACCACUUUACAUUUAUGUAUGAGCCUACUAAUAGAAAUGACGAGAUCACAGUCAUAAUACUGUAGUAAAGUAAUUGUUUUGAAGUUAUCAGUAAACAACAUGGGUCCUGUAUGAACAAGUUUAUAAUCUGGAAACCAACUCAUAAAUUUAUAGCAAGGACCAGUUUAAGACCAAGGCAACACAUAUAGUAAAGUGGCAGAUGAACCUACACCAAAAUCACAGAAGGAAAUAAUUGUUAGGUUAGUUAUCUGCUCCAGUUAUUUGCUAUAUGUCCCACUGUUCAGUUUGUGUACAGAUCUGCACUACCUGCUCUACGCAUUCAACACCAGACUGCAUUCCUGCUCCAUGUUAGUUAGCUCUUAACAUUUAUAUGGUAUGAUUUAUUAAAAAACAAGUUGUUUCUUAAUAGGAAUGAACACUGAAAGUCAUGUCUGGUGUAUAAAAUUAGUUGGUGUUUGCAUCUCUGUUACUUUUAUGAUAUUAGUUGUGAUAACAAGAAGAAAUUGUGCACCCAUUGUUUGAUCCUUACUGGGUGGAAUGUCUGUUUUAUCUUUGACUUUAUCUGCAAAGUGUGUAUUUUAUAUGAAUAUGUAACAUUUGAAUAUUUCUAAUAAUAUAACACACAGGGCAAAAAUUUGUCCGUAGCAACAUUUUGAUAUUUAUUGAAUCUUUUCAACUUAAAAUCAGAAAAAAAUGCUUCCUACAAUUUACUGCCUUUAUGUUGCUAUGCUUCAUGUGUGUGAAAUGGAAUUUCAAUGACACACAGUAGUUAUUAAUGCUCGGUUGUUGUUAUGUGGUCUUACAAUUUUUGUUUUACAAGGUAUGUCAUUUUGUGAAAAUGAAUUGUGUUAACACAGUUAUUCUGUACCUACAAAUGAAGGCAGCAGCAUGAUAUAAGGAUUUAGGAUAGUAAUUCUGGAAGCCCCGUGGAUCUUACUUUUACAUUCCCACUUAUAUACUCCUACUUCUGUGUACCUGAGUGUGAGGAACAAAUUUUCAUGUAACAUCUGAUUCUAUAAAUUCUGUCCUGCAGAGCUGAUCUAACUUGUCAGACUGUUUAAUGUAUUUUGCAUUUACAGUUUACUGUAAAAAUAUUUUGUGUAUGUCUAGUCUAGUAUGACAGAAAGACACUUACUGUAAACAUAUUUUGUGUAUGUCUAGUCUAGUAUAACAGAAACAAACAUACUGUAAACAUAUUUUGUGUAUGUCUAGUCUAGUAUAACAGAAAGAAACUCAUUGUCAUUUGCUUCAGCAAUGUUGAUUGGUGUUCUGUGUAGGUGUGCUCUAUAAUUAAUGUGUACAUUGCUUUAAUGAUUUUCUAAAAUGUAUUUUACAUUUUUUUGUUCAUCCUGUAGUCUAGAUCAACAAUUAAAAGAUAACUUUUGUGUUAGAAAAUGUAGCUCAGUGUUUUCUGUUUUGUUAACAUGUGAGAACAAUUGACAUCAGCUAUGAAUUCAAAAAUAUGGAAAGCUGUAAUGAAUGUCAUAUAUUUAAUAAAAGUCAGUGGAUGUUUAAACAGCAUAUUGGAACUAUACUGAUGAUCCAAAACAUUAUCUUUGUGUAUGCCUAGUCUAGUAUAGCAGAAAGAAACUCAUUAUCAUUUGCUUCAGCAAUGUUGAUUAGUGUUCUGUGUUGGUGUGCUCUAUGGCUAAUGUGUCCAAUACUUUAAUGAUUUCCAAAAUGUAUUUUACAUUGUCUUUGUUCAUCCUCUA